AUGAAUCACUUAGCAGAUUUGUUACCAAAGUUGUUCCCAGAUUCUCAGAUAGCCAAAGAUAUUAGAUUAAAAAGAACUAAAGUUCAAGCUGUGAUAAAUAACUGUAUUGGGGAAACUGAAAAAGAAAACUUGAUCAGUGACUUGAAAUCACAAAUGUUUUCAAUUUUGAUAGACGAAAGCACAGAUAUUGCUGUAGUAAAAACAGUAGCUGUAGUGGUCAGGUAUUUUGAUCCAAUGAUUGGUAAAGUUAUCACUCGGUUUUGGAAUUUGAUUCAAUUAUUUGAUGAGAAAACCACCGAUCAUGUUGCAAAUGCCGAAAAACUUUUUAAUACUGUUAUAGGUUCAUUUCAAAAGUAUGAGAUUCCUACGGAAAACAUCAUAGGUUUCGGCUCUGAUGGAUGCAACACAAUGAUGGGAUGUAACAAUUCAGUUUCAAGUCGAUUUCGUCAACGUUGUCCAGGCAUAAUUGUGAUCAAAUGCAUUUGCCAUUCUCUGCAUCUUUGCGCUAGUGACGCAUGUAAAGAGCUUCCACUAAAUUGUGAAAAAAUGGCGCGAAAUAUUUAUAAUUAUUUUAAAUCCAGUAGUAAAAGGCAGAGUGAGUUGAAAGAGUUCCAGUAUUUUGCUGAGGCGGAUGUGCACAAAAUUCUAAGACCAGCCCAGACUAGAUGGUUGUCUUUAAAUGCAGUAGUGCAAAGGAUUCUGGAACAAUGGGAUGUAUUACGUCUUUAUUUCAAUAGCAAAUGGCUGGAAGAAUCGGAGUGCCACGAUAUUCAUGCAUGCCUGAAUGAUCCCAUAAUCAAGGCUUAUUACUAUUUUUUGGCUUGGAUGUUGCCAAAAUUUACAACAUUAAAUAGCUGUUUUCAGAGCGAAUCUAUUUUAAUUACGAAACUACAUGGGAAAAUGACAGCUUUUUAUAAAGAACUGUUACUAUUGGUUUUACACAGAAAUUAUGUAAAUUCCGCUCCUAUUGAAACUAUAGAUCCAAUGACAGAAAUAAAUCACAAGGACCUAAAAGACAUAUAUCUAGGUUUAGGUGUCCAGAAAGAACUAGAUUCUGUUGAAAAUGAAGAAAGAAAGUUAACUCUCAGAAAGAUGUGUAAAAAUUUUAUUAUUAGAGCUUGUGUGGGCCUUCGUAAACGAUACUGUUUUAAUGAAAAAAUUAUGACAGAAAUAGCAAAAUUUGAUCUAGAGAAAGUAAUUUCUGAUGACAGGGAAGAGUCAGUUUCGUCGUUAUUUCCAUUACUGCCCAGAAUUGCCCCAACUUCAAUCCAACAUCAACAAGAACUAGAUGAUGAGUGGCGGAAGUUGCCGUUAUACUACAAAGAUUUGGAUUUAAGUCAACCCCCUGACGUAUUUUGGCACCAGGUAAGUUUCCAUGUAAACUCGAAGCAACGUGAAUUCAUAUUGGUUUCUAUUGUUAUAGCAGCCUAA
This is a messenger RNA of Parnassius mnemosyne (clouded apollo), 1431 nucleotides long. Lineage: Eukaryota; Metazoa; Arthropoda; Insecta; Lepidoptera; Papilionidae. The record is from the annotation of a GenBank genome assembly.